This is a messenger RNA of Paramecium sonneborni, 636 nucleotides long. NCBI's taxonomy places the organism in Eukaryota, Ciliophora, Oligohymenophorea, Peniculida, Parameciidae. The record is from the annotation of a GenBank genome assembly.
AUGUUUUCAAAAUAAAGUAAACUUUUUGUUAGAAAUAUUUAUGGCUCAUUUAAAAAAGUUCUCACUUGCAAAAUAAUUAAGUUAGAUGCGCUAAAAUACUCAAAGGUCUUUACUCCUUUGUUAUUUUUAACUGGAAACGAUGACUGUCUUUUCUAUUCAUCUGAUUUGCUUAUGAACUUUUCAUUGAAAAAAUAAAAAGAGAUGAAAAAUCUACUUUUUACAAUUUAAACUUUAGAAAUACCUUAUUUAAGUGUUAAUUAAGUAGGAUUGGAGGAUAGAUAUUUUGGAAUUAUGUUUUAAAAAAAAAUUUCAAAUGGUCACUAAUUGAAGAAAAAAAUUUAGAAUAAUAAAUUAAAUGCAAGAGUGGUAAAAAAUGAUAGGUUCUUUUAUAAGAUAGGAGAGAAUAUUAGAGAAAGAUUAUGUUCCUUAGUUACUAGAAAACUGAAACUUCAUAUUAAUAUAAAUAGUCUAUUCUUAAUAAGUUUUAAGCAAAAGUAUUAUCAUAAGAAGAAUUUUAAAUUCAAACGAAAAUAGUAAUAUAUUAUGAUAAUUCUUAUUAAUAUUAUUAGAAUUCUUAAUUAAGCUAUUUUAAUUGUUAAAAGGUCUGUAUUUAUGGAUAGCAAAGUAUUUUUUUGA